AUGACAAAGGAAGGUACGAAGAAGGGUGAGCUGUCAAAUAUAAAUAAAAAGGGGGAUCUAAUUAGUAAAAAAAAAAUCCACAAAAAGAAGAAAAGAAAUAAAAAUGGCAAUGAUAAGAAUAAAGAGGUUAGACAAUUUUCAAAAAACAAAGAACUCAUUACAAAUGAUUCUAAUAAAAAUAAUGAUUAUUUAAAAAAAAAUAAAAAUGAAAAUAGUUUAUUGAAUAUACAUCAUCAGGGAAAAUAUUAUGAUGAUGAUAUAUAUGGAAAUAUAGAUUUAGAAAAAAAUAAACAAAAAUAUAAAAAGAAAAAAAAAAUUGAAGGAACACCAGAAGAUAUAGUUAAUGCAUCUUUAUUUCGAUACAUAAAUGAAUAUAUGUAUACAAAUAAUAGUGAAAUUGUAAAAAAAAAAUUAAAUGAAACAAAAAAUAUUUUUAAUAUAUAUCAUUCAGGGUACAAUAAACAAAAAAAAAAAUGGCCUAAAAACCCUGUAGAUAUAAUUAUAAAAUAUUUAAAAAAAAAUUAUACAAAGAAUUCAAAGAUAGCAGAUUUAGGAUGUGGUGAAGCUCAAAUAGCUCAAACUUUUACAGAUUGGUCUAUAACUUCCUUUGAUUUAAUUCAAUAUAAUAAAUAUGUAACAGUUUGUAAUAUAACUCAAUUACCUCUUGAAAAUGAUUCUUAUGAUUGUUUUGUUUUAUGUUUAAGUCUUAUGAAUACUGACUGGCCAAAAAUUAUAUAUGAGUCUGUCCGUUGUCUAAAAAAGGGAGCAACUUUAAUAAUAGCGGAUGUCGUUAGCAGAUUUACCAACUACAAGGGUUUUUUAAAGUUUAUGCAAAGUGUCGGAUUUUCUCUUCACAACAAGAUAAACAUAGAUGACUUUUUUCAUGUGCUAUUUUUUGCAAAUGAAAAAAAAAAAGAUAAAUUGCCAUUUGUAGUGAAUGAUAAAAUGGUUAGUAGUACUUCAAAAUUGUUAUCUCCAUGUAUUUACAAAAGAAGAUAA
Messenger RNA from Plasmodium vinckei vinckei, 999 nucleotides. Its product is annotated as ribosomal RNA-processing protein 8, putative. NCBI's taxonomy places the organism in Eukaryota, Apicomplexa, Aconoidasida, Haemosporida, Plasmodiidae. The transcript is spliced from 3 exons. Gene Ontology annotation, cellular component: nucleolus. Gene Ontology annotation, molecular function: methyltransferase activity. The record is from RefSeq and is a predicted model, not a curated record. The coding region runs from base 1 to 999 and encodes 332 amino acids.